AUCAUGGACGUAAGAAUAUAUGGACGGAGCGUAAUGUAGGAUUUAGGACGAGGGGACCCAAGCGAGCGCGGUGAGGGGAAAUUGGGUGGCGGCCAUAUGUGAUGACUAGGUGAUUGUAAGGACGCCUCGUGGUAGCGUCGCCGCCAUAUGUGAUGACUACUUUUCCCCUCACUGCUCUGGCUCGGCCCCCGCUAACUUACACUCCGUCCAUAUAUUCUUACGUCCAUGUAUAAACUAGAGACACUAUUCGGAACGCACCCUAGGGCCGUCUCUCUACAUGCUGGUAACAAGUAACAACAGUUGCGCCGAUCGUGAGCUACGGACAGCUGACCGACCGGUUAAACACUUAAAACCACUUUAAACAAGAGAUGACGCGUGGUUCGGUGCUAUCGCAAGUGAUUAUUAGCGUAAGGGUCCGUGAUUUUAUCUCGACCCUCAUCCCACAUAUUUUCAGCACUUACGUGUCUCCUGGCGCGGGUAUAGAAGGCAAGUUUAACGGGUACCGAAGUUACUAGCGGCCAACAGGCAGAUUAAAAGAGUUCUUGAAUUGAAGCGCAGAGAGUUUAAUUGCGCUGUGCAACGAGAAAAGUCGUUAGGGGUAAAACGUGGGAGAAUCAAAAAGAAAAACACUCUAAGUGAGAUGAGGAAUGCCAGGAUAGAUUUAAACAGGAACCAGAGAUAAAGGAUGGACUCGUAUCAAGAUUUCGUGCACAAAUUCAAAAAGGCUGUGUCCGACAAAGCUUACAGCGACUUGUCGAAUCUUUUUAAGGAGGGUCAAGGAUACUUUGCCAUCGUUUCGCUCGAACAUCGUGAGUCGGCUGUACACAGCAUAUUUGACAGAAGAGAUGGCUUGCUGUACUUCCUCGGCGACGAACUUGCAAGUCAAAGGACAGAUAAUCGAAGCUCACGUAAACACGUUGAUGACUCGCUGAAAGAAGCGUUUCAUUUUCUAAAGUUUUUCAUUCAAAAUUUUUAUACUACCCCGCACUUUGUACAAUAUAUUCAACAAAUUAAGGAAGUGUGUCAUUCAGGACUGAGGGUAAAAGGUGUUCGCUAUAUCCAAAAAGCUGCCUGCGAAGCUUUGCAACAAUUGAUAGAAUUAUUCGAGGGUCAUCAUGAUUUAAAGCUUACCGAGACAGUCGAGGAGUUUAAAAAUAUUACUCGUUACGACCAAGAAGAGCGUGCAUUGAUACUUUGCCUAUUCGGUAAAAUAGUCAAGCACAGUGUCUUGCCGCCGAAAUCGCGUUUGCUCGUUUUCCAUCUAUAUACCGAGGCGUUUAAUGGGGUGCUGUGUUCGAGACGUAUUAAUAUGUCCAAUGACACCAAGUUGCCCGAGAGUUUUUCUGCAUAUUUCAAGUCCCUCGCGGAUAUGUUGGAUAAUGCAGAAUUGCCGGACAGGCGCAAGGAGGAACUCGUCAAGAAGUUGUACUAUUGGAUUAAGAGAGUUAUUGCAUUAGAUGAAGCAGUCAGAGAACAGCAAGGAAACAAGCACAGAGUGGUAAUGAAAUCAGCGAUUGAUCUUUUCGCUCGUCAUAUGAAUCUAUUUCGAGACCUGCUGUAUCCUGAUCACAAGUACUGGCACAACACCCUCCGGAGCUUGUCGCGUGAAACGACCGAGUGCGGUGAAUAUGGACGGCGCGCAUUGAAAAGAUUUUAUCGAAUUAUCGGACAGAUUCUCGCAGGUCAAAAUAAUGAAGACAGCAAAUGCGUAUUAUUGGAUUUUAUGGAGCAUUUCCAGCAAGAAUUUAAAAAUACCAACUUAGAUUUAACCACGUUACAAUCAGUCGUUUAUGGCUUCAGUCAAAUGGCUGCGCCGUGCAAAGUGCAUAUGGAGCAACUCAAUGUGAGACAUAUGUAUUCCAUUAUAACCAGUUACGCGCUUCCUCUUUGUUCCAGCGAGAACAGCCACUCGACGCACAUAGAGAGCGUCUGUUUUUAUCAGAAAGCGCUCUCGGAAAUACUUUGUCACAUGACUGACGUUACAAUUGAAAAAAUUAACGUCCUCAUAAAACUUAGUAAUUAUACGAUCAAGAGAUUCCCUGACUUAACAUCCAAUAACGCGCUCGCUGUUUCAUCGUUGAUCACAAUUAUUAGCAAUCUCGCGACCGUUAGUAAAGGUCUGUUGCAACGAUACCUCGACAGCAUAGUUUACGACGGUAUCGCGUGGAGUUGCUCGCACACAUUGGCGCUCGACGCGGAAUUGCAACGAGAGCUGAACAACCUGCGAGAAUCGCCGGUAUGCUACAAGAACUACCUGUCGCUGUGGACGGAGCUGCUGAACGCCGGGAGGUAUCGGGAACACGAGCAGCUGGCGCAAUACGUAGCGAACACCAUGACGGACGUGUGCAUCGCCUUAAUCAAUCGGCUGAACAUACAAGUGAAACGAAAGGACGAGGACACCGUGCUGUCCGACGUGGCUCUUACCCAGAGUGCCGUGAAUCAGGCGGACUUCCGCGUGUUUGCGAAUCUCGUGGAUCUCUACGUGGAUGUGGUCGAUGCGACAAAGCCGCAGUUGUUCGCCGACACCGUGCACAGAUUUCUCUACGAAGCCGUCCGAUUGUCAUACAGAUAUCCGCUGAUAUCCGGCUUCUACAAACUGAUACGAGCCGGUAUGAAAAUCUUUGCAUCAUGGGAAGGGGAGGAGCAGCAGGAGGGGGAGGAGAAAACCGCAGAGACGCGGCAGACGGAAGAGCUUCUAUCGAAGUACUUGUGGCACACUCUCGAUCUGGUCCCCGCGUUCUCUAACGAGCUACUGAUCGCGUGCCUUUACCUCAUCUUGAACGCGCCCUUCGCGUACGUCGAGGGCACACUAUCACGCACACUGCCGGCGUUCAAGAUCGCGUUCACCGUCGGUCUGGGCAACCUAGAACUCGCGUACAACGCGCUCACUACCCUGGAGACGUGGACGACGGUGCAGAAAGAGAAGCGAGAUGAACAAACGAACGAACUGCUGCGCGAGAUUAUCGCAUACCUGGAGCCGUACUUGCGUAGCACGGAGAGCUCCGUCGAGAUCUCGCAGGACUUGAUGAUGACGAGGAGGCGCGUGAGGCGCGUAGACAUCAUCGACACCGAGUGUACGUUGCGAAACUUCCAGCGGCGAGUUCUGCUGUUCCUCGGAUCGCUCGACCACGAUCUGUUUACGAGCUUCGUGCACGAGCGCGCUUCUCACAGUACCGGGGCGACCUGGGAUCGCAAGAAUUUGCUCAAGUUCAACCUGCCGUUGCCGGACGUGCGACUAGUCAUCUACUUCGAUCGGAUGCUGCCGCGGAUAAUCGCGCUGGCGCGCGACUCCAGCGACCGACGCACCAAGAUUGCGGCCUGCGAAGUUCUGCACUCGGUGGUGAUUAUCUUUGUCGGCUCGCCGUGGUUAGUCGAUCACUACGCCGCUCUCUGCGACACCCUGUGCCGGGCUGUACUCGUCCUCGGCUGUGACCCCGACGAGGUCGUGUGCGGUCUCUUCCAUCCGUUGGCACUGCAACUGAUGCACUGGCUGAGCUCCAGGAACACGUCGAUGGCGACGGUGAUCGAUUCGUUGUUCGACGGUUUAACCGAUAACUCAAAUCCGGCUUUGCGCGAGUUCUCCGGCAUGUGUCUGGCAGAAUUCACACGCUGGACGAUGAGGCAAGACAGGCAAGCAAAGCAUGUACUUGAUAUCAUCAAAAGGAUCAACAGACUCGCGUUGCACCCGUCAACGCGUAAACGCGUAGCCGCGGCCGUGGCCUUCAAUCAUCUCUACGUAAUCCUGCGCGAGAACGACGAAACAGUGUCGAAAUACUGGUUGGAGAUAUUCUACUGUUUCGUCCACAGCUUGGAUGGAUAUAACGAUCCGUCGAUCUCGAACGCGCUGGCUCACAUCGAGAAAGUAAUGAUAUUCAAGGCAGAACUUCUGAACAUGACCACAGAGAGUAAUCGUCGAAAACCACCCGAGUUUGACGAGGCAACCCUGACCUGUGCUCUGUACUGGUUGCUGUCGCGAUGCGGAACUCUCGACGAGCAUUGCCGUACGAAAUGCAUGGAGCUGUACGUCAACAUCUCACGGCACGUCGACGGUUCUGAGCAGGAAACAACGCAGAACUUUGUCAAGACUUAUGGGAUGAAUCGACUGAACGACAUUAUCUUGAAAGGCGCGGAAUUGGGCGCGGAGGACAUUUCUAUGAUCAGUAACGUGACGCCGCUGUUGAAGGCUCUGGACUGUUACGUGUGGCUGAUAGACAGGCAAUUGUUUCCGGUAGAAUCGCUUUUUCCCAGCGACAAUGUGGACAAGCAAGCUAUCUUUCUCUGCAUUCGCAGUUUUGCUUGCCAAUUCUGGCGAGUAAUUGCGGAGUCUUCAGCUGCAACAAUGAACUCUAGAGAACUCGAACAACUGCAGACGCUACAGUGCAAAGUCCUGAUGACCAUGUUGAACUUCAUACAAGUGUUACUGAACAUCAACAUCAAUAUUCUACCAGGAUCAUUAUGGGACGAAUCGUUGUCCGCGUUAACAAUUAAAUGUAUAAUGCAUCCGCGAAUGGUCGGUUUCAACAUGAAGAAUAUCGAGAUGACGGAUAAAUUGCCGCGUGUCUUGGAAACUCUGUUGAACUCCAUGAGAUCGAAAUACAAUGCUCUACCGGACAUCUUCAAGAAUUGUCUAUUAAGUUCCACUCGGGAAUACAUCGCGAAGCUUCUCGAUCUAAACGAUAUCGCGCAAAAGGACACCUGCGACGACCUGACGCAACACGUUAACGGUCUGCUCUUGUUAAAGCGAUGUGAUAUGCUCGAUCAAACGGUCGUAAGAGCGAGCGCUUUCAUGAGCGGCGAGAAAGUGGUGCUGCAGAUCUUCAGGUUUUUGGUGAGCGAGCGCAUCGGGGAAUUGACCUGCAGGGACUUGAGCGCGCGAAUGAUCGGGUACUUGCGAGCUCUGAUGGAAUUUCAAUUCUCGCUGCUCUCGUGGACGAUUGAUUGGCCGGUGGUAGUACCCGACGACACUCGGUCGAUGAGCGAUGUACUGGUGAACCUGAUGUCCGACAAUACCCCGGUAACUAGCGUGGACUGCACGAUGAUCACGCACGGCGAACACUUCCUCAAUACGUUCAAGAGCGUGAUCUUUGAGUUUAUAUUGACGCGUGUGGGUGCGAUCACGAUCAUUUUCGAGAAUAUGUUGCACGACAAUCUGUCCUUACUGUUGGAAUGGACCGAGGACCUGUUGCUGUUUCUGAAACGUCACAGGCGCGAAUUGCGUGCUCACGUGGACGUGGACACCGUAGUCGACGCGAUUCUACAACAGUUUACCCAUCUGAGAAAUACCGUCUUCAACGUGGACAGUCGCAAAGAGAGGUUGAUAAGUAUCUACAGUAUCGUGGUGCAUCUCAAGUCAACGCCCACAGAGGUUACGCAGAAUGACGAGUUCUACCAGUGGAUUCGGGAUCAGUUGGCAGAAAACUAUGGUCUCGAGCACAAGACGAAGAUUCUUAAAAAUUUCUUCGUCUGCUUAACAGACGUGGCGAAUCGCCAAGAUUUGCGGAUAAGCCUGCGGAACCUGAAAAACGACGGCCGGUCCCUGUGCUCGAAUCUCUCCGAGACGAGCGUGAACGCCAUGAAGGUGAUCGACUGCUUCGAGACGCUGCUGGUGCUACUAUCGACAACCAAGUCGAUGGUGUUGCUCGAGUGCGUGAUACAUUUCGCCGCCGGUGCCGGCAAACGUCUCUUCGACGAGAAACUGGAGGAGCAUCUGCGCGGAUACUACUGCGGUGCGUCCCAUAAACACGUUGUAGAAUCGUUGCAGCAAACCUACGAUGCGUUCAAGGACGGUAACAGAUGGACCGAGACGGAAAGGCUUGAUAUUCUGCACGGAUUUCUCUUGCCAGCGUUCAAGGUCUGCGACGCAGUCGCGAUUGAACACUUUUUCAAAAGCAAUGUCCAAGGUCUGGUCCAAGACGCUGAUUUACCUAUCGAUGACAACGAUGACGCGAUCAAGCAAAAAAUCGUGUCGAAGAUUGGAUGCUUCCAGUUGCUAGCGAUCAUGUUUGCCCGGGUGGACGAGGGCAGAAUUGACGCGAACGGAACGACCGCGCAAAGCAGCCAGGGACAAGUCCUGCUCAAUAAGGAGUUUUAUAAACGGCUAUGUCAAAGCGCCACAAAUGUCCGAUCCAUAAGAAUAACGCGGCCGGAGUGCAAGGAGCUCGUGCGUCUGCUGCACUGCUUCGCGUACAACUGUUCGCUGGCAGCCGUGAGCCUGAUGAAGAAGGAGAAUUUCUACAACAUCUUCGCGUUUGGCGAGGACAAGGAGAGGAGGCUCUGGGAAAAUAUCAUAGACUGCAGCACGCAGUACAGGCUUGGUCAAAUCUUCAAGGAGAAUCCAAAGACCCGCGAGAUCACCGUCAACAUCAAAUCCGCGGACGCUGCCGACGGACAGCGUAUGCACAGAUAUACCCACGUUUACUCCUAUGAUCUGUCGUCUUGCACGUUGAGCGAGGAUAUUAACGCCUACGAUUUUAACAAGUGCGUUAUACUGCCGGCCGAUUUUCGAAGUCGCGCCCCGUUGAAUUCCACGGGUUCCGAUCCGUCUUGCACGCACGGUGCGACGAGUAUCGCCCUGGAGAGCAACGAUUUUAACGAGCACGAGUGCAUGCCGUAUAUCUGUGUCCUGUUGCGGCACAUGAAAAACACAUUCGAAGUGAACCCUGUCAAUCCGCCCAGGUGGCUCAAGCUUUUCCUCAAAGUCAUGCAGCGCAAUAAUCAGAAUAUUCAGCUGUUUAUGCUGACGAUCAUUUCAAACACGGAAGAAGUGUUCAAACCCUACGCCAAAGCUGUGUUGACAGAGAUCAUCGCAGUUGUCGCUGAUUACCUGAAACGAUACGAUUUGAACUACGUCAUUACGGACGUUCUGGAGAGACUGCUGGGUUGGCACGACGUGGCCGUGCCGAGCAACGAUGGCAAAGCAGCGGCGCAAAGGCUCUUCGAAGUGUUCGUCGAAAGGGCAUUGAUGACAAGAGGAUCUGACCGUCGCGUGUACAAUUACAAUAUCAGCCUGAUAAAGCUCAUGGUGGAGAAGUGGUGUAGCUGCUUACGAGUGUCGACCGAGUUUCUAAAUGAAAAAUUAGAAUCCGCGGGCGCGGUGCAUCUCAUCCUGGUGCUUCUCGACAACGACACGACGGGAGAGAUCGUCGCUAAGGACGACGUCGUCCAUUCCCUGCUGACGUCGUUAGGCGAUUGGAAUGCGCCCGAGAAGGACGAGACGCCUCUACAGUGUUGCGAGUGUCUCGGCUUGUAUCUGCGUUCUCUGGACAGCGACAGGUGCGACGAGGCUGAAAGAGAGAACAAGAAAUGCGAGGUGAAGAGGAAGAUCUUCGAUAUCCUAGCGAACGCCCCCACUUCGUCAUCCUCGACCUACAUAAUCAAGCAGGUGAAACGCGUCGUUGUUCUCUGCCGAAUUUAUCCGGAGGUGGCCAAGGAUUACAUCGACGUCGCGGUCACCGGUAUGGACAAAAACGAGCAGACGUCCUUCUGCCUGGAGAUAUUCGCGUUAGCGAUACCGAGGCUGAGCGCGGAGGAGAUCGCGAGCAAUCUGCGUCGCAUAAACCUGGAAAAGAUUCUAACGAACCGCAGGCUGCCGCACGGCGAGAAGAUGGCAUUGCAAAUCGUCCGCGACAUGGUAGCGACCGUCUCGCCGACGGAUCUGCUGCGUUACGUGAAUCUGACGGUCCCAUACCUCAAGGACAGUACCACGCAGAACCGGGAAUUGGUCUACGACUUGCUCAUGAGGACUCACAAGAGAUAUUCGGCGGACAUCGCGGUGGACGACGACGCGACCGUGCAGGAUCUGCUGUUUAUCAGCGUGCGAAAUCUCCUGGCCGGUCUGCUGGACCCGUCUCCCGAUCUGCAGGACAAAAUACUGAAAUUCUGGACGGAGGAGACGAGCCUGAGCACGACAAACUCGAAGGACCGAUUGGUCAAACUUCUGGCCAUGCUUUCGUCGCGGAUGACGACGGAGGCGGACGCGUUCGCGCCCUUCGUGACACUGCUAAUGUUGCAGCUGGCCGCCGGAUCGAUGGAGUACACCAAGAAUAUAUUCGACAGGCCUGUGCAGGACAGUUGCACCUUCGAGGAAUACAAGAUACCCGUUUCCUGGCGGCAGCGAAACCUGAGCUGCGUGACGCCGAUGUUCGUCGACUCGCUCGCCUCCCAGAUGAGCUACAGCACCUUCUCUCAGAGCGACGAUUUACACGGGACCAAUAUGGCUCCUACAUUCUCCUAUUCGCGUCUCUUCCACGGUGUCCCUCGGAGGUCGCUAUGCGCGACGCAGGAGUUGCAGUUUGAGCCGACUCUCGACGACGACGACGACGGCGAUGACGCCGCGAACGCGUCCACGACGCUCGACAUUUCGCGCGACACUGAAUUCGAUUGGACGAAAAUCGCGUCCUCGUCGAGAGGGCCGCUGCAGACCCCGGCGGGACACAGGAGAGUCUUUAGAAUUCUCGCAAACACAUCGGACGUCGGAAAUGUCCACCGCCACCGGAAGAUACGGGAGAACGUGCAACGAGCAGAAAGGAUAAAGCAAGAAAACAUCAGGCAGAGAAGCAGCGUGAAAUUGAACAGAAACUACAGGAUCGGAGAUUUUCCCGACAUCGAGAUAUCUCACGCGAGUGUGAUCGUUUCGCUUCAGCAGUUGAUUAAAUUGGACCGGCUGAUCUGCAAAGACGUGACCGUGAUCCUGCUCGAUUCACUGAUCAAGGAAACUAAGGAGAUGGAGAGACCGGAUUUCCGCCGGACCAUCGUGGAGAGUCUGCAGCGAAUCCUGCACGACUUGUGCGAAAGAGACAGCUCUUUCAACGCUGUUAUUUUAGAGACAUUGCUGCAGUUGAGUCGAGACGCUCCGAUCGUCGAUUGCGAUCCGCGAGACAUAGUGAAGACGUCUAAGGUGAAUCAUUUGGACGCUCACGGUGUUCUUCUUCUGGAACGCAGUUUACUGCCUGACGCGCAUGACGACGUCUCGUCGCCCACGUCGAGCAAGAGAAUGCGAAGACACGACGAUGACAUUCGCAACGAGAACACCAGGAAGUGGGCACAGUUGACGUCUCUCUAUAAAUCACUGAAUGACGUCGACGUCGUACUGAGCAUCUUCCGAGGACAACAGUCUUUCGGUCAAGAUGUGCAGGAAGCGGCUCUCGCGGAAGUGGACGGCGACUGGAUUCGAGCGAAGAAGGCAUUUGCGAAUGCUUACGAAGGGACACAGGACCUGUCGAUCAAGGAGCACUGCCUGCAAGGAUUACUCGAGGCCGAGACCAAUUUGUGUGACUGGUCGGCGAUCGAUCGGCUCGUAAAGAGUCGGACGCAGAACGGAAAUCUAAGCAAUAUGUGGGACGACCCAUGGAGGGACUGGGUGAUCCCGUAUGCCUGCGACGCCUUUGUACAUAUGUCGGAAAUGGACAUACGGGCAGUGAGCAACGACGAUACGGAGACCAUCGAGUCGUGGACAUACGAUCGAGACAAACUGCAGCACCUUAUGCCUACGACAGGCGAAAAUCUGGUGAUAUUUCAGCUGAGAAAGGACGUGAAAAAGGCGACCGAUCUGUUAAACGAACUUUUAGACAUUACGGGAAAGCAAUGGGUUGAAUUGAGUCCUCUCUGCACCGAGCUGAGACUACGCAAAUUGUUCAAGUUGCAAAUCAUGAGCGAUCUGGAUGCUUCGCUCAAGGUCCUUCGGCUCCUCGCGAACAAAGCGGAGUACAAGACGGAAAUGAAGACGCUGUUGAAUUUCUGGUUGAUGAAAGCACCUGGAAUUCGAGACAAUCUCGUGCAGUGGAACAAAUUAGCUGCGAAUCGAGGAUACUCCUCGAUGUUGUUUCAGGACAGUUGCAGAAAACGGAAAAUCAAGAAGCGGCUAUGUCAAAUCAAUUAUCAGCUCCAACUGGGCAUCGUCGACGCAGCGUUGAACCAAAAGCACCGUUAUGUCGCCGAGAAGCAUUUGAAUCGUGCAAUCAAGUAUCUGGAUUAUAUAAGUGAAGUGGUCUCUGAGGAGAACGUCCGUCAUCUGAAGCUAUCGUUAGCGUGGCUUGAGGCUAGAAUCAAGUGUCUCUGCGCCGACGUCGAGACGAGCGUGUUCAAGAAGAUAUCCUGUUAUACCGCUUCUUGGGAAAGUUUGCAUGAACUGUUGAAGAGAGACGAGCUUGACGCUAACACGAGCACUGCCAUCAAGGAGCAUAUUGGGACGAUGGCUUCGAAGAUCGAAUUCUUGAGCAGGGAGAACGACGCGUUCGCCAGCGAAUUGGCGCGCAGCGCCACGAUCCUACGGGACAUAGGAAUGACGAGCACCGAUCUGAAUGACAUCCGUGAACAUUUGCUGCGCUACAGCUUGAAUAACCUGCGAUCUUGCUGCGAGGACGCGACCGCUGCUAACGUCGGCGAGCACUAUUGCGCUCUAGCCAGACAUUGUUACGGCAGACUGACGAGCACUGACGCGGAGAGCGACGAGAUGUUCCAGGAGUUUUUGUUGUCCACCCUGAGAUCCAUGAGUCACGACUAUCUCGAGGCUACGCAUUACUUCCCCUGUCUGCUGAGGCCCGAGCGGCUGCGGGACGACGAGAUGCGAGAGACGUUCGUCCGAGAAUGCGCCAAGCUGCGACCGUGGCUGUUCCUGCGUUGGCGAGACCUGCUCUUUUCCCACCUGGCGACGCCGUCGAUCGCAACCGCGAUCGUAUCGAUCGUCGAGAGGCUCGCCGAGACAUAUCCCGACGCAAUCGCCUACACGUAUCAUCUUACCGUCGAGAAAAACCCGGGUAUUCUUCACGACGAGAAGUUCCAGCGGAUACGCUCGCUCCUGCGCGAUAAAGCGGAAGAGUACGGGCUGUUCGUGCAGGCGAUACGGUACGUGGCGCAACCGAAGCUGUAUCUGAGAUAUUAUCUGGACGAGGCGAUGAGGGAUCUGUCCCGAGGGAAAACGAUCGAGUCGACCGUCGAGUCGCUGUUGCGGAAAGCCUAUCCGGAUUCCGGCGUGGCAAGGGGAAGGAGUCCACAACCAGGCAAUAUCUUUAACACAAUUGCGAAAUACAAGAGAAUGAUUGAAGCCUUGAAUCCUAACGAUCGCGACAUCGCGCGAAAAGAGAUACAAGAACUUAAGAAGUCAACGUUGGAUAAAUCCUCCAAACAUUACUCGGUUAACAACUACCAGACGCUGAAGGAUUACAGCCCGUUCUUGCACGAGUACAGCGGCGGUAUCGAGAUACCCGGGCAGUACACUGGCGACAGGGAACCCAUGCCGCGCCGCCACGUGAGGCUCGCGCGGUUCGAGACGCGGGUGGAGGUGAUGCAGUCGCUGCGCAAACCGAUUCGCAUCGGCAUGGUGGGCGACAACGGCAGGGAGUACAAGUUCCUCGUGAAAUUCGGCGAGGAUCUAACGAUCGACCGGGGCCUGCAGCAGCUGUACUCCACCAUGAACAGAACGUUGCGCAACGACCCCGGCUGCGGACAGAGGCGCUUGGCCAUCGACACGUACGAGGUCAUUCCACUGUCGAGCUCGUUCGGGCUCAUUCAAUGGAUCGAGGACACGAGAUCCUUGGCGGAUCUAAUAAACUUCACUUUAUCGGACAGGGAGAUUGACCAGUGCAAGAUCGUCCACAAGAAGUACGUGAGGUGGAUGGAGGGCGCGUCCACGAAGCGGAUCGCCGAUGCCGAUGCGUACAAGGCGGCCGUGUCCAAAUAUAAUCAACAAGAGGUCACGGAGACCAUGAAGAAGUUGAUCAAAAAUACGAGGAAAACGGCUCUGCGCGACGCGUUCGACGUGAUCAGCCCGUCCCCAGAGUGCUUCGUCACGCUGCGACGUAACUUCGUCGCCAGUUACGCGACCAUGUGCGCGGCGCACUGGCUCGCAGGGGUCGGCGAUCGCCACCUGGAGAACACCCUGGUGCACGUUGCAACCGGACGUUGCCUGGGCAUCGACUUCGGCCAUGCUUUCGGCAGCGGUAUACGCGCACCGAUACCGGAACUCGUGCCGUUCCGCCUGACGCCCCAAAUCCUCGAGCUACUGCAACCCUUCACGGAGCGAGACCUCCUGGCGACGAUCAUGACCCACGCGAUGCGGGCAUUGCGCGACGACCGAGGUCCGAUCCUCGCUUGCAUGGACAUAUUCGUACACAAACCCACCUACCGGCCGUUCAACAUCAACGACGCCGAGAUGACGAGGGAUGACGAUGAAAAUAUUGACGCAGAUUUAAAGUGGUCGUCCAAGAGGAAUAUCGAGAUAGUUGCGAAGAAGUUAAACGGAAUCCACCCGUCAAUCAUCACGUUGGAGCAAUUGAAAGAAGCGCAUAACAAUGAAUACUUUGCGAGGUACGACGCCAUAGUCGCCGGCAAUGAUGGGCUCAAACAAUCACGGGCAAAUGUAAGACGCGAUCGCUUGACACCUGCAGAACAGGUGGACUGUUUGUUGGAUCAAGCGAAAGACUACAAUAUCUUGGGCCGCAUGUACGCAAAUUGGAAACCUUGGCUGUGAUACCGCGUAUUUGCGGAAUAUAUAAAUAUUACAUGUGAGAUAUCAUGUGAUAUAAAAAAAAGAAUGGCAAUUGCAUUCAGAAAGUUCGACUUAUUUUAUAUAUUUACGUUAAAUAAGAUAAGAAACUGUUUCAACACGAAGAGAGUCCCUCAGCCAUCUUUUUUACUGCACAGUCACAUAUAAUGUUUGCGCUUGUAAUCUUUUUAUUGGCUUUUAUGCACAAAAUAAUACUGAGAUAAGUAGCGGACCACAUAGCAGAACAUUGUCAUACUUAAAAAUUUAUACCUAUAUCUUUGUUAUUAGACUUCUGAACUGAGUGCUUUAAGUAUGAAAAUGCUCUGCUAUGCGGUCCGCAACUUAUCCUGGUGUUAUUUUUGUGCAUAUAAGCCAAUAAGUCCAAACAGUUAAAUAUAGUUUUUACGCUUGUAAUUCAUUUUAUAUGUAAUUAUAAUUGAUCAUGAUCAUGAUUUUAA
Molecule: messenger RNA, 12939 nt
Organism: Vollenhovia emeryi
Lineage: Eukaryota; Metazoa; Arthropoda; Insecta; Hymenoptera; Formicidae
Product: DNA-dependent protein kinase catalytic subunit-like
Exons: 16
Coding region: 686-12466 (3926 amino acids)
Biological process (GO): telomere maintenance; double-strand break repair via nonhomologous end joining
Cellular component (GO): nucleus
Molecular function (GO): protein binding; DNA-dependent protein kinase activity
Source: RefSeq, a predicted model, not a curated record